UGUUUUUUUUAAUUAAUUAUUUAAUUAGUCAAACAAACAAACAAAUUAAUAAAAAUGUCCUCAAAUGAGAGCACCGGCGGCGCUGACGACGCGGCCACCGGAGGUCUCGGCGAUUACAUGAAGACUACAACCACGCAAAUCAAAGGCACGGAUCCCGAAAAUGUUAGACAACUGUGUCUACGAAUGUGUCGCCAGUUUGUUGGCGGUAUUUGGUCGACAACUUCGGUCCAAUCGGUCGACAACAAUAUUCUGGUCAAACGAUUGACCGGCGGUCUGACCAACAAAAUCUAUUUGUGCCAAUUGUUGGCCAACAACGAUGACUUAGCCGAUGAUACCGACUGUCCAACUAAACUGGUUAUACGUUUGAAUGCUAAACGAUUUUGUAUAGGCCAUCACCAGGAUGUCCACAAAGACUAUAUUAUGGCCCCAUUGUUAGGCCAGUUAGGUUUGGGACCGAAAAUCUACGGGAUAUGCCCUGAGGGUCAAGUGUUGCAAUACUAUCCGCACCGACAUUUCACUGAAAAUGAUAUGACAGACAAGCAAUUGGUGGGAAAGUUAGCUAAAAUGUUGGCACAGUUUCACCAAUUGGAUGCACCCAUUAGUAAACAUAGCGAUUGGAUACUUGACUUUUGUACGGAUGGUUUGGCUAAACUAGUGGACAGGGAGUCUGAACUGAUAGAAAAGUUCAAUGAAUAUAAUUGUCUAAACUUUCAAUCAAUUGAUUUAAAAUUGGAGAUGAAUUGGCUGAUUGAGUCAUUGGAAACCUAUAUGUCCUCUCAUACUACUGGUGUCGACACCGACACCGACACCGACACCACCACUGCUGACAGGUUUGUCUUAACCCAUGCAGACUUCCGAUGCGGAAACAUAUGGGUAACCAAUGAUAGCACAGGUAGUCUAUUGUUAAGCGAUUUUGAUCACUCAUCCUAUGGCAGUCGUGGUCUGGAUUUAGGUCUACUAUUCAGUGAGUUUGUCCGUAAAUCGCCGAUAGAUUUUCCCGAUGAUCAACUAAUGCGCCGAUUUAUUGCCGACUAUAUCGGCGAAAGUGGUCGACUUUGCGACGGCGACGUCGGCGACGGCAAUGAUGACCAAAAGUGGUCAAAACGAUCGGUCAAUUCAGUGGAUUCGGUGCUAAAUGAAUGCAAAUUUUUCAUAAUAGCCUAUCAUUUGAUUGUUAUGUUUAUCAUUAUUAUGAGCGACAAUGAGGUGCCGUUAGACGAAAAAACUUCAUAUGCAAUUUGUGAUGCAUCUAUUGGUAUCUAUAUUGAACUAAAACGUAAAUUUAUUGCCCAUAAAAAAUAA
Messenger RNA from Oppia nitens, 1302 nucleotides. RefSeq names its product choline/ethanolamine kinase-like. Bases 55 to 1302 code for a protein of 415 amino acids. Gene Ontology annotation, cellular component: cytoplasm. The transcript has 3 exons. The record is from RefSeq and is a predicted model, not a curated record. NCBI's taxonomy places the organism in Eukaryota, Metazoa, Arthropoda, Arachnida, Sarcoptiformes, Oppiidae. Gene Ontology annotation, biological process: phosphatidylethanolamine biosynthetic process; CDP-choline pathway. Gene Ontology annotation, molecular function: choline kinase activity; ethanolamine kinase activity.